GCUCGUACUAGAGACGUGCGGAAAGCAGACCGACACACAACAAUAACGCGCGAGGAGGAGCGCGCAGGCUUCGGGAUGGAGCUCGCGCGGAACGAUCCCAAAACCGGCCGUUGGUUUAACGGAGAAAGCGCGGAUAUUGCUGUGUGAUGAUGAAACGGACGCCGCUGUUCGCUUGGAGUUGUUCAGGCUGACGCGUUGCGCGUGGAGGUUAUCAGCGGGAACGCGCGUGGAAGGACUGGAUUUAAAGGGCCAGCAGCACGCAAACGCGAACAUGGACCAAUGCACCACGGCUCUGGAUCCAGACCAGGAUAAACAGUUUUGCGAGCUUUGUGGAAAGAUGGAAAACCUUUUAAAGUGUGGUCGGUGCCGGAUCUCUUUCUACUGCAGCAAGGAGCAUCAGAAACAGCACUGGAAAGAACACAAACUCACCUGCAUAGAGGCGGACAAGACCAAGACUGUGCCACAAACUCCACAUCAGCAGGAGAAACCCACUGAUCCAGAAACAAAAGAUCUGAUCACCAGAACAGCAAGCUCAGAAGCUGACAGCACUACCACCAAACCCCAAACUCACAAACUGGCCACUGACUAUAUAGUCCCAUGCAUGAACAAACACGGCAUUUGUGUAGUGGACAACUUUCUGGGUGAAGACAUGGGGCUGUCCAUUCUGGAGAACGUGAAAGCUCUCCAGCAGAGCGGUAAAUUCACUGAAGGACAGCUGGUGAGUCAGAAAAGUGACUCUACUAAGGACAUCAGGGGGGAUAUAAUCACCUGGAUCGAGGGGAAGGAGCCUGGAUGCGAGAAGAUCUGCUUCUUGAUGAGUCGCAUGGAUGACCUGGUCAGGAAUUGCAAUGGAAAACUGGGAAACUACUCGAUAAAUGGAAGGACGAAAAUUUCUCUCCUGAUUCAGACCAGACCACUUUUAACUGGAGGAAGCGUUGGAUUUAUGGAUUAUGGAGUAAAACACACAGCCUUUGUCUUCUCCAGAUGUUCACUGAUGGACUGGAGUGCUGUGGAUUAUUGUGAUGUUUUUAUCAGCUGUUUGGACCCUCAUUCUGACGGCACCCAUUCACUGCAGAGCAUGUGAUGCAAUGCUGCAUUUCUCCAAAUCUGAUGAAGAAACAAACUCAUCCUAAUCUUGAUCAGAGGGUGAGGAAAUGGUCCGAAAAUUUACGUUUUUGGCUGAACUAUUGCUCUAAGCUGGUUGUUUGCAGAAAUCCAAGAUCUGUCUUGAGAAAGGAGACUGAUGCUUCGGCAGUUUGCAUCUGUCAGACGAAUAGGAAGAGAAGAUGCACGGUGGUGUGUCAUGGAAAUGCCAAACAUGUUCAAGCAUAAUUGCUUGCAACUCUCUCGUGUUAGUAUAAGGUAGAGCCAAAGCCCUUCUGACUUAAUGUCGACUUUUAAUUUUAAUUAAGUUCUUUAACAUUUUUUUUCAGUUUUUUUUUUAUUUUCAAUAUGGCACGUAGAUGAUCAUUAUUUGAAUGAUUUACCUACAAUAAUGAGAUCUUUGCUUCAUUAAAAAAAAAAAAAAGGUGUAAGAGUUACUUUGCAAUACAGGAGUUGCUAGUAAAUUUCCUAAUUAUUUACAAAGAAACGGCAAAUUCAGAUUAAACAUGAUGAAGGUUGAAAUGCAAAAACUGGAAUUGCAUAUUUUUAAAUGUAUAAAUGUAGUCAAAUAUUGUUUGUUUUAUUUACAACAACAAAAAAAUUACAGAUGAGGUUAAUAAUUUUUGGCAUAAAUUAAACAAGUUCAUUACUUAAAAAGUUAGCUGUUCCUAAUUGGGUUGCAUCUGCAUAUUCUGCUUUAAAUGCCCAAUUUAACAGCUUUACCUUAACAGGUCUUUCAAUUUACUAAAAACACAUAAAAACACCUGAUUUCAAUAUUUAUGCUCCUUAUCCAGUUCUAUGCAAAGCACGCUGCCCAAUUUUCAAAGUUAAAACAACUUAAUUAAAAAAAAGAAUGAAAUUAAAUUCUGCAAUUAAUGCGGAAAUUUGAGUUUAAAUUACACACACUAUUAAUUUGAUGUAUUUGAUGAUGCUUUAUAUGUUCUUAGCCAAUCAUAUUUUUCUUUUUUUUUUCUUUCUUCUGACAUCAGUGGCAGAUCAGGAAUAGUUUCAUACUAAUAUUGCUCCAGCAUCAUGUUUGUUCUGCAUGGGUUAAUCAUGCCUCGCUGGUGUUUGCAGUGGCUUUCUUCAAGUCAUCCUCCUUUUCCUCCUACUUAGGAAAUGAUUGUGUCCUGAGGGACUCUGUAAAUGAGAUAUUAUCACUCUAAAAUCAAAAAUAUCCAGAGGCAUUAUGAGUACUGCUGAGACUUCAUUAAAGGGAAAGUUCACCAAAAACCAGUUCUUCAAAAUAUUAGUUUUUUGUUUGUAUCAACUCUUACGUGAACUAUCUCUUUAAACAUUCAGGCUUAGCUUUCUUCCUUAAAAUCUUCUAAAUUUGUCCUAAACUAAAAAAAAAAAGUAAUAUUCAGUAAUGUAUAAGCUUUGAUUUUCCAUAAAAUGAUUUAUCACACCAUGCAACAGAUUGACGCUGUUUACUGUCCAAAUCAACACAAGAUGGAAGAAAGACUGAUCCUGUAUGGAUAUUGUGACAUGCAAACAAUGCACAUGGAGAGAAUAAGCGUUAGACAUUUUUUUUUUGCAAUGCAUCAAAGCAUCAAAGCAUGCACCAGGAGUUUUUUUUUCUGUUCUUAUCUCAAACAUGUUAUAAUGUACACUUCCUGCUUUAAAAUAAAAGUCCUUUAUUGGCAUCCAUGGCUCCUUGAAGAACCUUUAGCAACUUGCACAAAAAGUUAUUUUUAGUGAAAAAGGUUUUCUAGAUUUAAAUGUUUUCGGAAUAAGAAAAAAAAGGGUCUUUUAAAAGAAAAGUGCAUCUAAAAUGAAAGUUAACCCCCGUCCUCAGGCCAUCCAAGAUAAGGAUGAGUUUGUUUCUUCAUCAGAUUUGGAGAAAUGUAUUUGCAUUGCAUCACUUGCUCUGCAGUGAAUGGGUGCCGUCAGAAUGAGAGCAGAUAAAAACAUCACAAUAAUCCACAGCACUCCAGUCCAUCAGUUAACAUCUGGAGAAGACAAAAUAUGAAACAAAUCCACCAUUAAGAAGUUUUAACUUUAUAAUAUGAGUCCAUAUGUGCAGAUUUCGCGCCUGAUUCAGACCAAAUUACGUUUUCACUGGAGGAAGCUAUAUUAUGGAUUACUGACCUGAAACGCAUGCGUUAAAACUCUUUAAUGCUGGAUUUGUUUCAGCGUUUGUCUUCUCCAGAUGUUCACUGAUGGACUGGAGUGCUGUGGUUUACUUGUGAGACUCUCAUUCCGACGGCACCCAUUCACUUCAGAGCAAGUGAUGCUUUUUACAUAAUCAGCUGUGUGGACUCUGGGGGUACUUUUAGAUGGUGUUUUAACGAUUAUAUGACCAGCUCAUCACUAAUGAGGGAUCCUGCUGUCAGGCUUUUAUAGUUCAGAGGACAGGAACUCUCUUAAUAUUCCGACAUCGGCUCAAACUCACUGGAAUGUAAACAAAAUCCCUCCGCGGCCGGAUCGUCCUGUUAAUGAGGCUGGGAGGAAUGCGGAAGAAUGACAGCAGUAGGAUGGAGCAACACACCCCACAUAAACACAUCCUUUACAGUAAGGGCCCAGGCGUACGUUAUCUUACACACAUCCACAAUCCAGUUUCCAGCAUGGAGCAUGCGGUCAAAAGAAAAGGUCCUAGUAAAAAUGCUUUUCAAUUUAAUGUAUUCAUUUAAAAUUAAUACAUGGACGUGAAAUAGUGAUUUGAAUUGAAGGAUAAAAUGUGCCUAAAUAUUUGAAAAACUAGUUAGUACCUGGAUUGACCAAUCAGAAACAAGUAUUUCAGACAUCAGCGUAACAAUUGACUUUAAUGCGAGUUUAAAAAAAGCAAAUUGUGAAUGUUAAUUAAGCUGCUAUUUUUUAUCAAUCACAACUAUUUAAGUGAAACUUAAUUAUGAAUGUAUUAAUUUAGCAGUUUUAUAUUGUCCCAGUA
This is a messenger RNA of Carassius gibelio (silver crucian carp), 3994 nucleotides long. RefSeq names its product egl nine homolog 1. Lineage: Eukaryota; Metazoa; Chordata; Actinopteri; Cypriniformes; Cyprinidae. The transcript is spliced from 2 exons. The record is from RefSeq and is a predicted model, not a curated record. Gene Ontology annotation, cellular component: cytoplasm; nucleus. Gene Ontology annotation, molecular function: L-ascorbic acid binding; ferrous iron binding; peptidyl-proline 4-dioxygenase activity. Gene Ontology annotation, biological process: cellular response to hypoxia; peptidyl-proline hydroxylation to 4-hydroxy-L-proline. The coding region runs from base 272 to 1084 and encodes 270 amino acids.